UCAUGAAAUAGACAUUAUGAUGGCACUGUAUCUUUUAAAAAAAAUCCCCUUUUGUAGCACUUCCUUAAAAACAGCUAUUUAAUGCAACUCUGCAGCGAGCUCUUGACAGUUCUGUCUUAACCAUUCCGAUAUUCAUGAAACAUCAUUGUAAAGGGUUGAGGUGCCUUCCUGAAUUGCCAAAUUAAUAAGAAGUAUGGCUUCUGUCGAACAAGAUAGGCUGGGCCAAGCAUUUGAAGAUGCUUUUGACGUGUUGAGGCAACAUUCAACUGGCAAUCUUCAGUACCCUCCAGAUUGCAAAGACUACGUGACUGUCUUCAACCACUGCCCUCCUGUUGUAGGAAGUCCCAGCUACUACAAUUUGCUUUCUUCAGAGCAACCUGUCUAUAACUGGAAAACAGUGUUUAACCAUCCUGUGGACCUCCGUCUUGAAGGGAAUAUUCAUCCAUCUUUGCAGAACAUCCCUGAAAACCAGGUGGUACAAGCUCCUGUUCUCCAGCAAAAGGGAGGAAAAGGCAGGAAGAAGCUCCGACUGUUUGAAUACCUAUAUGAAUCUUUGUGUAAUCCUGAGAUGGCAUCUUGUAUUCAGUGGGUAGAUAAAACCAAAGGCAUCUUUCAGUUUCUAUCAAAAAACAAAGAAAAACUUGCCCAACUUUGGGGCAAAAGAAAAGGCAACCGGAAGACCAUGACUUACCAGAAAAUGGCCAGAGCCCUGAGGAAUUAUGGAAGAACUGGGGAAAUCACCAAAAUCCGGAGAAAACUAACUUACCAAUUCAAUGAGGCCAUUCUCCAAAGACUCUCUCCAUCUUAUUUCUUGGAAAAAGACAUUUACUCACAGUACGUUCAACCUGGUCAAGGAUAUUUGAGUUUAAAUAGCUGGAAUGCAAAUUGUAACUAUCCAUAUACCAAUCACUAUGAGCUGAGUUACCCUAAUUGCUAAAUAUAAUCUUACAUAUGAUUUCCUAACAUCAGAAAUCCCCAAACCCACAAUACAAUGUAUAACUAAUAAAUUAUAGAAUUAUAUACUACAUAAUUUUAUUAACCAGUCACCCUGAAAGAAUUCAAUAAAAAUUAAAAAA
Pipistrellus kuhlii (Kuhl's pipistrelle) is the source of this 1076-nucleotide messenger RNA. It is a transcript of the gene SPIC, whose product is annotated as Spi-C transcription factor. Gene Ontology annotation, molecular function: sequence-specific DNA binding; DNA-binding transcription factor activity, RNA polymerase II-specific. Bases 194 to 937 code for a protein of 247 amino acids. Gene Ontology annotation, biological process: cell differentiation; regulation of transcription by RNA polymerase II. The record is from RefSeq and is a predicted model, not a curated record. Gene Ontology annotation, cellular component: nucleus. Lineage: Eukaryota; Metazoa; Chordata; Mammalia; Chiroptera; Vespertilionidae. The transcript has 6 exons.